UCUGCCUCCUAUCUGCAUCUGCUGCAGAGCUUAGCCAACACGCAUCUAUGCUCUCUCUCUUGUUUUCCCACUACCUUCCUUUUUCUACCCACCAGAAAAAAAAUCCUUCCUUCCUUUCCUUUCUUUUUUCUUUGAUGAGGGAGUCAGCGCACACCUACAGCCGUGGAGUCUGGGGGGAGACAUGGGGCAGUCACUAGUCGUCACUUUGGUGUAUUGAGGACGGCGGUGAACCGGAGGAGAGCGCCGGAUGGGAUAGGAGCCGUGAAACCUACAUCACUCACCGCGGAUUGAGCAAGCCUCCCCCCUUCCUCUCUCCUCCCUCUCUCACUCUCUCUCUCUCUCUCCCCCGUCUCUCCCUAGUCUGCAGCCUCCAAGAACAGCCGCCGCAUCAUUUUUUCAGAGCAGCAGCCCCCUCCCUACCCCUCCUUUCUCCAUCCUCUCUCUUCUCUCCAUCUCCCUUUCUGCUGCUUGCACCACUGUGGGAAUGCAGCGAAGGUAAACGAGUCGUUGAGGCACCCCCCCUUUUUUUUGGUCUCCCACCAAAUGCCGGAUCUAUCAUCUCAGUGACGGACUGCAGCUGGAGACAGCUCUGGAGACACACGGCUGUCACUCCUGGAAAUCAGAGUCGGGGUGGUCGGACCAGGAUCAGUUGGAUUUAGCAGGCUACUCCGGACACCAACACCACCCCAUCUCGGUGGCAGAUCAAAUCAGAUUCUUUUCUGCCCUGCCUCCUAUCAGUUUCGGUGGCUUUUCCCCCCACGACUGGAUUACCGACAGCUGGAGCGACCAAAAGGGUGGCCGGGCAUGUAGAACUGAGGGCUGUUAGAGGCAAACUUGAAGUAGCCGACAAAAACACCUGCGAAAGAAGAAGGAAGCCCUCAGGCGUAUGUCUAAAAGAAAAGAUUAACUCAAAGGAAACCCUAAGAGAAUAAAGGAAUAAAGGAACAACCAGUGGUUUGUAUUUCAAGGACCUUAUGCGGCCGAUAAUCAACCAAUUGAGAGUGGAGAAGGGUGCUGCCGUAGCCUGGCUUGUUGAUGUACGCACGCACACACGCACAUGGAUUUACAGCUCCAGUCUGAAGCUCACCACGCAGCGGAUCGAUAUCCUUCUCCGUUCUUUUUAGCGUCGGCUUUUUUUAACAAGGGAGUGAAGCAUCUUGGGAUUUAUCAUCGCUUCGUUAGCGCUGAACUACAGUGAGGCGCCCCCUCGCUUCGCUCUCUCACCUGUCCAUAACCUGUGUGCUCCUGUGGAAGUGUGUGUAUAUUCGCGUGCAUAUUUGUGUGGUGGUGAGUGUGUGUGUGUGUGUGUGUGUGUGUGUGUGCGCGCAUGUGUGUACUUGGUUUGUUGUCCGCCAGAGGGAGUGUAGGAUAUAUUGCUUGUGUAUGCAUUUGAGUACUGUGCCAGCUUUUAAUUAGUAGAACGUGACUGUGUGUGGUUGUGUCUGCUUGUGCUCUUGGGUGCUUGUGUUUAAGGUCAGGUUUUACAUUUGUGCAUGUAGAUGUAUAGGCUAGGCAUUUUGUGGGUACUUACUUAAGAUGCCCAACAUUUCCUGUGCAUCACAUCCCCUUCCUAGUUCACGCCCUUGUGUCAUUUGGCCACCUGUUUGACCUCCUGAACACCUUAAGAGACAAAAAAGCUCGAGCAGGAUGAGUGAGCGCUCUGGUGCAAGUAGUCUAGCAGCCAUGACGCUGGAGGAGCCGGGGGCUGAACAGGCUUCUCCCCGAGCCCCAGGCCCUCUCCGCUGUGGCCCUUGUGCUGUGUGGCCUCGCCAGCAGACCUGGCUGUGUGCCGUGCCCCUGGUAAUGGGCUUUGUGGGACUGGGACUCAGUCUCAUGCUGCUGAAAUGGAUCGUGGUGGGAUCUGUCCAGGACUAUGUCCCCACUGAUCUGGUGGAUCCUAAAGGUAGCAUUGGACAGGACCCUAUAUUUCUCUCCAAACCCAGUGCCAUGCCCAAGGGGCCUGAUAUUUCCACCGCCACCACUACUUCAGCUGCCUCUACCACAGCAAUGGUGUCAACUACCACUCCGCUAGCUGCGGAUGGUACAGCCCCAGCUCCAAGAACUCGAUCAGGGCCACCAGCAAACCACUCAGCCAAUGGCAGCACUGCCAAUGGAGAUGGCAACCGCGCCCCACACCUUCAUAAUCGUGUUGGCACCCGCAUUAGCGGGACUGUGGUUACCACCUCCACCACUCGCGCCACCCGACUCACCCCACCACCCAGCGGUAAGGAGGUCACUCCUCGCAGCACAGUUAGAAAAGGGAGCAGCAGUGGUAAUGGACAUAAAGGAGCUGCCAACUCAAAGCCGGGACAGACUUCUGCUACCAUCACCACCACAGCAUCCACCUCAACUACUGUUACUGUGAAGACCACUGCCAAGGUGCAGCCAACCACCUCCCAGCCAGCAGCCCCAGUCAAACCCACGUCACGCUGGAAUCAUGGGCGCCCAGGCAAGGGCCCAGCCACACGCCCACACCACCGCUUCCGAACACCAAUGGCCCCCACACUUCCUAGCCCACGUUCAGAGGUCUUCAAGCCAUGUGUGGAAGACAAGGACCUGGCCUUUUGUCUUAAUGAGGGGGAGUGCUCCAUCAUCGAAACUGUGGCUGGGGUUCACAGACACUGCAGGUGUAAGGAGGGCUACCAUGGACUACGCUGUGACCAGUUUGUACCCAAGACGGAUGCUAUCUUGUCAGACCCAACGGAUGAACUUGGGAUCGAGUUCAUGGAGAGUGGUGACACCUACCAGAGGCAGGUGCUGUCCAUCUUCAGCAUUGCCUCGGGGAUCUGUCUUCUUGGAGUGGCAUGUAUGGCUCUCUACCGCCGCAACAAGAGACACAGGGAAAAACUCCAGGCUCAUUUCUCUGAUAGUCGCAGCCUGAGGGACUGCAGUGUCAACGCCUCUGGUCUCAUGUCCAAAUCUACUCCCAGGCUUCAAUACAGCCUUCAGCUCCAAAAGAGCUGCACUUCUCAUGGCUCGUCUGUUAAGGGCAACAGCGUGGCACCAGGCACAUCAGUGGUGGCCCCACCUAUUCUCAGCAGAGCGCUGUCUAAAGGGAAACGCUUCAGGAGUAGUUCGCUUUCACUUAGUCCUGCCCAACAACGGAGGGAGACUAAUUAUUUCAGGACCCCACCUGUUUCCAGAGGGAAACACAAAAUAUCGACAAAUCUCAUUGAUGGAUCCCGAGUGGCUGGACAUGUGUACAAACACUUGCAGGAGGAUGAAUCAACAGACGUGGAGUCCAUAAGAAGGUGUGAUUCUGCCAGUGGAAGGGUCGGUGCCCUCCUCAGCAGGACCUCGCUCUCUCACUUCACAGCCAGAAAAGGAUGGACCGAGGUCCCCUGCACACGCCUGGAUAAGGGAACAACCUUCCUUCCACCCUCCCUGCGCACCCGCUCUGUGCCCAUCAUCCCUUCACUCCAAGCGAGUGACCUCGAAGCGGGCCACAUGGACAUGGGCGAGCGGAACCGAGCGGGGCUCCUCAAAUGGCACCCUGCGCUGGCUGGAAAAGCAGCGGUGCCCAUUAGCAAUUCUCCCUCUCCUCCAUGUGAGACUGUAGUGCUGGCGCCUGGUGUUAUGCCCAGCAGUGUUAACCCUCCUGCCACCGCCGCCAUUGCCCCACUGAGCUCGGAGAAGAAUCCCAGCACUGCGCAAACACCCUGCUCUAUUGAAAUUACAGUGGAACUCGCACAGGAAUUAAAACAGAAAAGCCUCUCCAGCUCCAUGAAAAUGUCCGGGUCUCACAGCGAGAUCCACCGCGGUGGCACAAACACUCUCGAGACCGGGGUUGUGCAGGAGUCAGAAUGGAAAAGUGUCCAAUAUCCCGCUAGAGCUCUGCACACAGGCAGUGGGACCAGAGGUUUGAAGGCAGUAGGCCAAAGAGAGGCCCAGGGACAGUGCCAAGGUCAGACAUCCCUCGUGUACGGAGGCGCAAACUGCUCCUUGGCCACCAAAGGACCCAGCUGCAGAGGAACUGGAAACGCUUACGCCAAGCCCUCCACAAGCUGAUUGGAUUAACUCUGUAAAGCUUCAAAGACACUGUUUCCAAUAACUGUAUACCUUUUCUGGUGGCACAGGAUGGUUAGCAGGUGGAACCAUCUGUGUGGCCACAAGGACCAAUAACAGAUGGCCAUCAAUUUUGAAGGAACUCGAACAGAUUGAACUGCAGAGGGAAAAACAUUGACACAACAAAAGACAUCAAAUUAUAAAGAAAAAGAGACAAAUAAACACACAUUGUGAAUAAAUGUGACUCAAUAAGGAAAACAAAACCGUGACUUGAGUGGGAGCUUGACUUAAACAGUGUAUUGAAAAAAAUGCCACUAUUUAAAAGGAGCUUCUACUUAGAAACCAAAAUAGUGUGUCAUCUCUAUGUUGUUUCUCUAAUGUAAAGAAAUGAAAUUAUAUAUGUCAUAUAAUAUAUGUCAUAUAGACGUAUAUAUAUUUGACAUACAAUUGUGACAAAAUAAAGACUAAGAUAACAGUGUUAA
This is a messenger RNA of Lates calcarifer (barramundi perch), 4487 nucleotides long. It is a transcript of the gene nrg3b, whose product is annotated as neuregulin 3b. The record is from RefSeq and is a predicted model, not a curated record. Gene Ontology annotation, biological process: intracellular signal transduction; nervous system development; animal organ development. Lineage: Eukaryota; Metazoa; Chordata; Actinopteri; Centropomidae. Gene Ontology annotation, molecular function: chemorepellent activity. The transcript is spliced from 9 exons. The coding region runs from base 1648 to 4008 and encodes 786 amino acids.